AUGCACUCAUUUGCCUUUGAAGCGCUUUCUGCGUUAUUUGCACUCAUAAAUCAUCAACAAGGAAAGCUGCAAGAUGUUUUUGCAGGAAGAAAUUCAGGCGAAAAACAAAUUGUUCUUCUUAUAGAAUCUGCUUCCAACAUUUGUUGUGACGUCAAGAGAGCUACGAUUAACAUUUGGGAUGAAUGCAAAUUCGAUGUCACCACAAAAUUGCAUCAACAGCUCGCUUUUCAAUUAGAUAAAUGGUCGAAGUUCCUACAACGAACUGAGCUGAGACUUGAGAAACAAAAGAAAAAGAAAGAAACAUUCAAGCGUGAACAACUGUUUAUGAAAGCACACUUUCAGUGA
Molecule: messenger RNA, 345 nt
Organism: Clunio marinus
Lineage: Eukaryota; Metazoa; Arthropoda; Insecta; Diptera; Chironomidae
Source: the annotation of a GenBank genome assembly